This is a messenger RNA of Hippoglossus stenolepis (Pacific halibut), 4275 nucleotides long. It is a transcript of the gene mmp11a, whose product is annotated as matrix metallopeptidase 11a. NCBI's taxonomy places the organism in Eukaryota, Metazoa, Chordata, Actinopteri, Pleuronectiformes, Pleuronectidae. Bases 131 to 1576 code for a protein of 481 amino acids. Gene Ontology annotation, cellular component: extracellular matrix. The transcript has 8 exons. Gene Ontology annotation, molecular function: zinc ion binding; metalloendopeptidase activity. The record is from RefSeq and is a predicted model, not a curated record. Gene Ontology annotation, biological process: proteolysis; extracellular matrix organization; collagen catabolic process.
AGAAGAAAAAAAAAAAGUGAGGAGAGAACAAAGAAAUCAGAGUCUAUUUAAAGAGGAGCAGCCCGUGAGUCCCGCACUGCGCGCCGCACACACCGCCCGUGCACCUCCUCGGCUCCGGACGGCGGAGAGGAUGCGGACUUCCCUGCUCGCGUGCUGCUGCGUCUUCGCGCUGCAAUGCCUCCCGAGCACGCUCUGCCUCCCGCUGCGAGGGUCCGGCCGGUACAAGGGGGCCCCGGUCUCUGAAAGGUUCCCCGACCUGAAGAAGAGAGGGAAGGCUCCUCACGCUCAGGACGUAGUGAAGGAGACGAGUUUGUCAAACAACACCUCCAACACAUGGAACCGACCGCGCUGUGGUGUACCGGACUACCCCGCCCAAAAGGGGGUGCACCAUCGUGGACGACACCGCCAGAGACGCUUUGUCCUCUACGGAGGACGUUUGGAAAGAACGGACCUCACCUACAGGAUCGUCAGGUUCCCGUGGCAGAUGGGCGAGGAGAAGGUUCGACGCGUCUUCCGGGAAGCGCUGCAAAUCUGGAGUGACGUCACCCCGCUCACCUUCACUGAGAUCCACAGCGGGAAGGCCGACAUCCGCAUCGACUUCACCAGAUACUGGCACGGAGACAACCUCCCGUUCGACGGCCCGGGUGGGAUCCUCGCUCACGCUUUCUUCCCCAGAACCCACCGACAGGGGGACGUUCACUUCGACUAUGAUGAGUCCUGGACGCUUGGAAACCACAUGGGCACAGACCUUCUCCAGGUCGCUGCCCAUGAGUUCGGGCACGUCCUGGGCCUGCAGCACUCGCGCGAGCCAGGAGCCAUCAUGUCCGCAUACUACACCUUCUCCUACCCGCUGAGGCUGAGCGAGGACGACAAGCAGGGCAUCCAGUAUCUGUACGGAGUUCAUCCACAAGUCCUGCCCUCGCUGCCUCCGCCGCCGCCGCCACCCACCCCUCCUCCCUCCAACCCGGAGACCAACGAGAUCCCCACUACACCCGACGCCUGCCAGACGGACUUUGAUGCCGUGUCUAUGAUCCGAGGGGAGCUGUUCUUCUUUAAGUCGGGCUACGUGUGGCGGAUCAGGGACGGGCAUCUGGAGAGUGGUUACCCGGCGCUGGCGUCCCGUCACUGGAGGGGGAUUCCCGACAACAUCGACGCCGCCUUUGAAGACAAGUCGGGGAACAUUUGGUUCUUUCAAGGUGAGAACUACUGGGUGUUCGAUGCCGAGAUGCAGAUCCGAGGGCCGGAGUCCAUCCGCAGCUUGGGCCUGUCGGUGUCCGGGAUCCAGGCGGCGCUGCGCUGGGGCCACGACUCCAACUACAACACCUACUUCUUCAAGUCCGGCAGCUACUGGAGGUUCAGCCCCCGCGAGAACCGCCUGGAGUCCGUGUACCCGCGCAGCAUGCAGGACUGGAGCGGCAUCCCCGACGACGUGGACGCGGCUUUCAGGGACGUCUACGGCUACGCUCACUUCAUCCGAGGACGACAGUACUGGAAGUUUGACCCCGUCGGUAUGAACUCUUUGGAGGGAUACCCUCGCUACAUCGGCAUGGAUUUUUUCGGCUGCAGAAACGCGUGAGUCUUCAUCAUCGGAGAAUCGCGCGACUUUUUUUUUUUUUUGUUGUUGUUUCUUUUUGACAAUGAAGAGGAGUUUUUGUGAACAAAGACGUUUUGUAUGUUCGGAUUUCAAAAGGGGGCAAGACGACCUCCUUUAAAUCUGUUUGUGCUUUACUCCAUUUAUUGGUUCUCAGAUCGACUUCAGCUUCUUCUCAGGAAAACCAAGCGACGUUUCCUCAGACUUGGCGCCUCCUGUGCAGCUAUACUCAUAUUUAUUUUUUCACAUUCUGUCACCAGAAGCCUGAGAUCUGGGCCCUGCAUGAACCACAUGUGAACUGUUCUCACCUCCUGUCUUUGAGCCUGACGAUGACAUUCUGGUUCCCAGACAGAACAGACUCUUGUUCCCUUUAUUUCUUUGUAAAAUCGUGGAUGAGCCUGAGAUUCUCUUGUGUUUGAAGAGUGGCGUUAAACAGGCGGGUGUGUACGUGACUUUAAACCCAGAUAUCAAAGAUCCUGCGAUUUUAAAGAUGUGAGCACACGCGCAGGAGAUUUUCUGUCCCUCACUCACACGAAUCAGACGUAACGUUGUCGAGUCACUGAAACUGAAGCUUUAUGCUAAUUUGAACCAGAAAAUUGAAAUCAACGUUUGUUGCGUCAGGAUAAAGUCCGAGGUCAUUAAAUCUUUACAGAGGAAGAAGACGGAACAUCAGGUUAAUACGUGGAAACUGGGAUGGAAACAUGAUAUUUCUGUUUAAAGUAUCAUUUCAGGUUAUAGGUUUUAAAUGUGUCCCCCCCGUCACUGACAAGCGACGCUAAAGUCACGUGCUUUGAGCUCAGAGCAUCGCAAUUCAUUCCCCUUCGCUGGUUUCAGACCUGCACCGAAGUCCGAACAUUUCCCUGAAGUUUCCCCGAGAGGCUGUAGGUGAGAACGCAAACUGGACAUUUUAGAAACUUUUUCCAAGGAGAUUCGAGAUCUUUCUUUCGGGCGAUAAAGAUGAAAAUGAAAACACGGAGCUUUCUGCAGCAGAGAGAACAUUGUCCUGUUGUUGUGGACGAGUCUGAUCCGGACAAUCUCCUGCUGCUUCUUCACACGUGAGAGACAAACUCCUGACAAUGUCCAGAGUUCAUGUCUGACAACAGCUUCAGUCCGUUUUCAUUUGCACUUUAUCGCAUUUACUUUUAUUCCCACACCAACGUUUCCCCAGAUGAACAGAUGGAAGAAGCACUUUCCCACAGUGAGAGAGAGUCUGGACGGUUCUGGUCUCUGACGAAGACCUGAAAACUAUUUAUUUUUCUCGUCGGGAUCAGAUGCUUCUUUCUGUUGUGACUCGACUUUCCUACAUUAAAUCCAAUGUUUCCUUCGUUUCCUCCCUCAACAAAAUAUACAUUUUCCAAUUCAGUUUCCACAUGGGAAGAAAAUGUGAAAAUAUUAGCGCGCGUCACGUCCUGGUGUCACUCUUCCAACACAGCGAGUCAUCACCACUUAUCAGUCUGCAGGCCUCUGCUGCAGGACAAGCUCCAGGGCGCCACCUAGGGUGCAACUCUGUCUCCCUGCAGGCGGAGACAGUGUCCUCAUGUUUUUUUUGAAUCUCUCUCAUCCUGGAUGAAGUCGUUUCUUCUCCGUCACAUGGUGCUGUGUUCAGGUCGGGGAGUGGAACACGUUCAGGGACGUUCAGUGGUUCUCAGCCGGCUCAGUCACUCAGCAGCAGACUUUAGCUUCCACCCGGAUCCGAAAACACAAAGAGACAAAUACUUUAAAGCUGGAACUAACUCCUUUUAACGAGCUGCAAUCUCUGCAUGUCUUGUUUUUUCAUUCAUAUUCCAAAUACGCUCAGUUCACUGUCAUGUUUGACGGUGAAAAAUCGAAUCUUCACAUGUGAGAAGCUAGAAUAAAAUGUAUAUUUGAUAUUUUGCCCCAGAAGAUCGGUUAAAUGUCCAAAAUCUGAGUAUUAAUCAAUACAAAGAGGAAAUUUACCACCGUCCAUAAUUUAUUUUUAAUGUUUUUAGUCUGUAUAGUUUCUCUUUUUGGAGGAAACUUGAGUUUAGUACUAAAAGGUCAUAAAUGGUUCCAACAUCUUGAUUUCAUUUCAACCAAUUGAGGUUAGAAUCAUCCAGAAUUUAAGAGAAAAAGGAAUAUAAAAUAAAAAUAUAAUUUCUUGCCUCGUUCUCACGACUCUUCAGAUUUACCCGAUGAACUAAACAAAGUAAAGUAGUUAAAACUUCAUAACUUAAAAUAUAAUAAAACAUCAGUCACAACAGGAACUUCAGAAUUCAGGACUUUUACCAGAAUAUAUUUUUACUCACAUGGAGGAAGUGAGAACUUCUCCUCUGCUGCCGAGUGGAAGGAUCUGGACGUAACGCGCUCUCUGUGCGUCCAGACCGGCGGGUUGAGACCCACUGGUCCUGCUGAUGGGGACGUCUCCUCCUCUGUGUCCCUGCAGCACUUGAAGUGUCCCUUCAUCUCGUUUGUCUUUCAGUGCAGGACACUGAGUCGUUACAGUUUCAGUCAUUACAGACGUUGUUGUUCGAAUCAUUUCUUCAACUCAUCUCAAGUGUUAACUCUUUUACUGCUUUGAAAAAAUAUUUAUACGCAAUCGACUUAGCAAAUGUUUUCUUGUACAUACGUGUCCUUGAUUAUUAUGUUUUCGGAUUAACUUGUACAUUGAAAUGUAUGAACCGCAUAUUGUUUCUUUCUAAUAAAAUUAUAACCUUUUUACCAAA